GCUUCCCUCACGACUUUCCAACUUCUUCGUAUCCGUUUCUUGAGGUCGAGCUCCAGCAUUGGGUCUCUUCACACUUCUGUUGCAUGUCAAAACCAAGGACCUAGUACAAUUGAGCCUGCUUAAUUCACACCUUCACAAUGCUAUCCCGAAACUCAUCUCGAGCUCUGAGCUCUCUCUUCUCAUCCACAACCCAUGCUGUGCACACCCCAGCAGUAGUAUCUCCGGCAGCAAUCCCAUCACUCAACCGCGCAAUAUCAAGAGCACCUUCAUCCCGUGCGCCCCAAACACCCUUCGCCCGUGCUUUUCACUAUGCACCUAAAUUCCACAAGGGCAUCACGCCUGGUUCAUCGGACCCCGCGCCCCCGAGCCCCGAACCUAACAAUCUCGGCGGAGUGUCGCCCCAUGUCGUGGAACCUUCGCCAUUAUCGGAUGCGAAAUACCAUGAAUACUCAGAGCAUUAUUUCAAUGUACUGCUCACGGAGCUAGAAGAGGCACAGGAACAAGGAUCGGAAACAGAGGCGGAGUACAGUGCCGGCGUGCUCAACGUCACCGUUCCUGGGAUCGGAACAUAUGUCCUGAAUAAACAGCCCCCCAACAAGCAAAUAUGGCUGAGCUCCCCCAUCUCCGGCCCCAAGCGCUACGACUGGGUUGUGCAAGGUGACUCAAUGACCGAGAAGGAAGGGACAAGAGAAAACAUUGGCGGACAGUGGAUCUAUCUUCGGGAUGGCUCGAAUCUGACGACUUUACUGAAUAAAGAACUUGGCCUGGAACUGGAUUACGAUCUCUACGAGAAAAGCAAGGCUUAGGUGUUGACAUACCUACCUUCAGGAGGCUUCCUUGAGAGGAUUACAAAACGGCUUUACCGGGUCACGCCGCUCACCAAGCAUUCAUGUAUUUUUAUUUUGAAUAUGUUCGGUUUCAGAAGCGCCGAAGCUGCAGCAGGUUAAAAAUAUCCCCCACAACAUCAAAUAUAAAAACCGAGCUAAAUGCAUUAUUCGAACGAUAUACUCUGUAUCAACAUUCUUAGCGUGCUAAGCCUCCAUCGAUG
Messenger RNA from Coccidioides immitis RS, 1048 nucleotides. Its product is annotated as frataxin. The coding region runs from base 138 to 806 and encodes 222 amino acids. Lineage: Eukaryota; Fungi; Ascomycota; Eurotiomycetes; Onygenales; Onygenaceae. Gene Ontology annotation, cellular component: mitochondrion. Gene Ontology annotation, molecular function: ferroxidase activity; ferric iron binding; 2 iron, 2 sulfur cluster binding. The transcript has 2 exons. The record is from RefSeq and is a predicted model, not a curated record. Gene Ontology annotation, biological process: iron incorporation into metallo-sulfur cluster; intracellular iron ion homeostasis.